Molecule: messenger RNA, 1484 nt
Organism: Fragaria vesca subsp. vesca
Lineage: Eukaryota; Viridiplantae; Streptophyta; Magnoliopsida; Rosales; Rosaceae
Product: NAC domain-containing protein 100-like
Exons: 3
Coding region: 243-1256 (337 amino acids)
Biological process (GO): regulation of DNA-templated transcription
Molecular function (GO): DNA binding
Source: RefSeq, a predicted model, not a curated record
AAUAGCAUAGCUCUAUAUAUAGCUAGCUUACCUUAUCUGACAAAUUCCCAGAGCUUGUAGCCUUGUAUCGUUUGCUAGGUCUCUCUGCAUAUAUUAGUACUCUUCGGUAGAAUCAAACCCCUUUGCAGUUUCUAGUUCCGUAGGAUCUUCUUGGUUUUCUGUGUUGAUUUCGGAGUUUAGAGAUUUCAGAUUAAGCAAAAUUUUCUUAGGCUAACAGUUUUUUUGAGUGUCAAGCAGAAGAAAUGGAAAACGUUUCUGUGUUUAUCAACGAAGAUGAGCAGAUGGAGUUGCCUCCUGGAUUCCGAUUUCACCCGACGGAUGAAGAACUCAUAAGCCACUACCUUUCCCCGAAGGUGCUUGACAGUGUCUUCACCGCUAGAGCUAUUGGGGAGGUGGAUUUGAACAAGUGUGAGCCUUGGGAUUUGCCUUGGAGGGCUAAAAUGGGAGAAAAGGAAUGGUACUUUUUCUGUGUGAGGGACAGAAAAUACCCAACUGGUUUAAGAACUAACCGGGCGACUGAAGCUGGGUACUGGAAAGCCACAGGCAAAGACAAGGAGAUUUACAAGGCCAAAGUCCUUGUUGGAAUGAAGAAGACUCUGGUUUUCUACAAAGGAAGGGCUCCCAAGGGUGAAAAGACCAACUGGGUCAUGCAUGAGUACAGAUUGGAAGGCAAAUACUCAGCCUAUAAUCUCCCGAAAACAGCCAAGAAUGAGUGGGUGAUUUGCAGGAUUUUCCAAAAGUGCAGUGGUGGGAAGAAAACUCAUAUUUCGGGGUUGGUGAGGGAGAGCCCUUACGGAAAUGAUCAAUUCCGCCCUUCUUUACUGCCACCAUUAAUGGAUUCACCAUCCUACAACAACAGUGACACAAGAACCACCACCGUAGGCUGCGAAACAUCGCAUGUGUCCUGCUUCUCCGAUCCAAUGGAGGAUCAGAAAGCCCAGGAUGACAUUAUCGACAGCUUCAACAACAACAACAACAUGAGCAGCACCAGCAACAAUCAUCUGUUAGCUUCUUCAUCUUCAUUUCCGUUCAAGUCCUCGGUUCAGAACUCUCACUUCUCCAACCAAAUCCCACCGAACACCGGAAAUAUGCAGUACCCGGAUUCUGGUUUUAUGCAGGAUCAGUCUAUUAUGAGGUUGCUGACUGAGCCUCAAGCUCCAAGCUUAAAGCGCAAUUCAUCAAAUUAUUUGGGGGGUCAAGAUGUUCCGUCAUACUCAGCUGCUCCUAUGGACUUUGAUUCCAUCUGGAAUUACUGAACUCAAAGAUGUGAAGGCCGAAGAUUUUCUGGGAAAAUCUAAGAUCAUUUACAGUAACUAAAUUAUUGUGUUCUUUGUAUAGAUUAGAUACUCUUCAUUGAAGCACCAAGAAAGUUAGUCAUGUAUGUGAAGGCAAAAACAAGUUGUUUUACUUGAACAGAUGUUAAUCGAACGAAGUCUUGUGUGUUGAUAACUUGAUAUAGUGUAAACUCAAUUCGUUAUUGGUUU